AUGGUGACCCAUCAAUUCGCACUGCUAGCGCUAUUGGCGACGCUUGCGGGUCACGUCACCACUGUCAACGCAGGUAAUUCCCUUGGUAAACAUCAAUAUCUCGUAGACUGCUUGGAUUAUGCGAAAGCCAGCAUAGGCUCUCCGGGCGAAAAGUCUCCGGAAAAUCAAAGGAACAAAGGGACGUUCUGGAGUGCGACCGAGGUCCUCGACAUGGCUGCAGCCGUCAACAGACCCGCGAACAAAGAUGGGUGGAAUGGCGAGUGCGGCGUCGCAUUCUACUAUGACGAUAUGGCUCGUCGCUUGAAGUCUCUCCAGUUGAAAAAGGAAGCCGUCGCGACAUAUGCUAAACCUUUAGCAAUAGCUCCCGUCUGCGAAGGGGACUUCAAACCCAAGGCGGACAGCAAGUAUCCGGAAUCUAGCGGUGACGGGAACCGUUUCACAUUUGAGCAGUACCGACCCGCUCCGGAGGGCGGCACGAAAAACGACGCCUACUUCAUCUUGCAGAAUGCCAAAAAUGCGGACGCCGAUUGUCUUACGCUCGAGGACUUUGGCAGUAUACAAUGGCAGUUCCCCGACAAGGACCAGGCCGUCAUUCAAGAAUUCUGGCAGAAAGAGUCGCAGAAAGGGAAUGGUGUUCCCGAGUUCACGCCCGACUUGUUCAAGGACUGGGUUACGCAAUACGCAAGAGACGGGCGCGAUGGAACCAUCUGCAUCCCCAACCCCAGGAAAUUCGGCAAGGGCAAUAUCAAAUGGUCCAGCUGGAACUGGUUGAGCACAAUGUGGGGCUACAAAGACGAUGACACUUGGAACACCGACCCCCCAGCAGCCAGUUCGAGAAGGCGAUCGCGAAUCGAAGGUCCUUUAUGA
Filobasidium floriforme is the source of this 867-nucleotide messenger RNA. RefSeq lists its product as uncharacterized. The coding region runs from base 1 to 867 and encodes 288 amino acids. Lineage: Eukaryota; Fungi; Basidiomycota; Tremellomycetes; Filobasidiales; Filobasidiaceae. The transcript has 4 exons. The record is from RefSeq and is a predicted model, not a curated record.